UGUGUGGCCACAUCCAAUUUAUAGCUUCCGGACAUCCAAUUUGCGCGGAAAUUCAAUUCGCCGGUUUUUACCAUGGCGCUUCUGCAGCUUUGCGGCACAGGGCCACGUCUCCUCCCUUCCCGCCACCGCUUCCCGGUCAGCGGCGUCAUUGACCGCCGGAUCAUCGUUACAGCUAGAAAGACGAAGUUCGAAUUCGCUAACUUGUCUUUGAAGUAUCGAUUUGCUGCUACUGCUCGUUUUGCUCCUUUGAGAUGCGCUUCCGUCAAUGGCUAUUCGACUGAGAACGGAACGGGGAAGGUAGAUGAUGACGGAGCACUGGGAGAGGAUAAGGAUGAGAUGCACCAACGGAUUCGAAGUUUCAUCGAGUUCCUGCCGUCAAUUCUACCCGGAGGGAACUGGUGGAGCUUAUCCGAUGACGUGGACGUGAAACUCGUGGCGGAGCCGGUGACCGUGUGGAAGGCGCUAGAGCGGAUGUGGCAGCUGGUGGCUCGGGACCGUUGGGUCAUCAUCGCCGCUUUCUCCGCCCUAAUUUUGGCUGCGGUGUCGGAGAUCUCCAUACCGCAUUACUUGACGGCGUCGAUUUUCACGGCGCAGAGCGCCGACGUUGCGACGUUCCACCGGAACGUAAGGCUGCUGGUUCUGCUCUGCGUUACUUCAGGGAUAUGCAGUGGGUUAAGAGGUUGCUGCUUUGGCAUUGCGAAUAUGAUCCUUGUGAAGCGGAUGAGAGAAACUCUUUAUUCUUCUCUUCUUCUUCAGGAUAUUUCAUUUUUCGACAAUGAAACAGUUGGUGAUCUGACGAGCAGGCUUGGAUCGGAUUGCCAACAAGUUUCUCGGGUUAUUGGGAAUGAUCUUAACCUAAUCUUGCGGAACGUUGUGCAGGGUACGGGUGCAUUGACCUACUUGCUGAUCCUGUCUAGGCCGCUUGGUCUGUUUACAGUAUUCAUAUGCUCAGCUUUGGCAGCUGUAAUGACAGUCUAUGGCAUAUGUUUAUGUCAUAGUGAUGGCUAUAUGACCUUGGCUAUUUAUGUUGUUAUUAGGUAUCAGAAGAAGGCAGCAAGACUAACCCAAGAGUUUACAGCUUCUGCUAAUAACGUGGCUCAAGAGACAUUUUCUUUGAUUAGGACAGUUCGUGUUUAUGGAACUGAAAAACUAGAACGUGAAAGGUACAAUUUGUGGCUGGACAAAUUGGCUGAUAUCAGUCUGAAGCAGAGUGCUGCAUAUGGAUUUUGGAACUUGAGCUUCAACACACUUUAUCACUCUACUCAGGUCAUUGCUGUGUUAUUAGGAGGAAUGUCUAUUCUUGCUGGUCAUCUUACAGCGGAGAAACUCACGAAGUUCAUAUUAUACAGCGAAUGGCUAAUAUUUUCUACGUGGUGGGUGGGAGAUAAUUUAUCAUCUCUCAUGCAAUCUGUUGGGGCUAGUGAAAAGGUCUUCAAAAUGAUGGAUCUCUUGCCAAGUGACCAGUUCACCACAAAAGGCAAGCUAUUUUCUUGCAUCAAUUUUUGGAUUCAUGUUUGUAUGAUAGAAAGAUCACAACUACAAAAGCUGAAGGGAAGCAUAGAAUUCAAGAACAUAUCUUUCCAUUAUCCUUCUAGAGAGUCAGUGCAGGUACUGCAACAUGUAAACCUUACCGUACAUCCUGGGGAAGUGGUUGCAAUCGUUGGUCUUAGUGGUAGUGGGAAAAGCACUCUGGUGAACUUGUUGCUCCGCCUCUAUGAGCCAACAAGUGGGCAGAUUUUGAUUGAUGGCAUUCCCCUUCAAGAACUGGACAUCAGAUGGUUUAGGGAAAGAAUUGGUUAUGUUGGCCAGGAACCCAAACUCUUCCGCAUGGAUCUGAGUUCAAACAUAAGUUACGGAUGUCCAGGAGAUGUAACCCAGGAGGAAAUCGAGCAUGCUGCUAAGGAGGCAUAUGCUCACGACUUCAUCUCUUCCUUGCCUGAUGGAUACAAAACAAUUGUUGAUGAUGAUUUGCUCAGCGGAGGUCAGAAGCAAAGAAUUGCUAUCGCUCGAGCUAUUCUCAGGGACCCUACGAUUUUGAUCCUUGAUGAAGCCACUAGUGCACUGGACGCAGAGAGUGAGCACAAUGUCAAGGGAGUCAUUCGUUCCCUUAGAAGUGUCUCGAUGUCAAGGAGAACUGUCAUAGUGAUCGCCCAUAGGCUCUCAACCAUACAAGCUGCUGAUCGCAUUGUCGUUAUGGGUAAUGGUCAAGUUAUCGAGAUGGGGAGACACAAGGAAUUGCUGCUUAAAGAUGGACUGUAUGCUCAAUUAACCAGACGACAAGCGGACGCAGUGGCCUAAUUUUAAGUUGUGCAGAUUACUCCUUUGGUACACAGGUAUAGCAAUUUCGGAAGUAAAUGUAAAAUGUGUUGAACAUGAGAAGCGCAAUUUUCGCUAAAGGAAUGUGAGGGAUCCAAUUUGUAUCCUUUGGUUCCUCUCCGAAAAACAUUAAUCAAUCAUUCAUUGUUCAUACUAUACGAGGGACUCAGUUUGUGUCUCCUGGGUGGUUUGAUUGCACAUAACCUUCCAAUCUAGCGAGCAACUAUCAUCAUUGUCUG
Molecule: messenger RNA, 2555 nt
Organism: Linum tenue
Lineage: Eukaryota; Viridiplantae; Streptophyta; Magnoliopsida; Malpighiales; Linaceae
Source: the annotation of a GenBank genome assembly